GUACCAUCUACGAAUUCUUCAUAAUGAUUGCAAGGACCGCCGUCGUUCUGGCCCUUGUGGCUGUCGCCGCUGCUUCUCCCUCACAGCCCGCCUACGGCUACACCCCUGAACCGAAAUACGAGGAACCUGCCAAGUAUGACUUUAACUAUGCCGUUAAGGACGAAUAUUCCGGCAACGACUUCGGUCACCAGGAGGCCCGUGACGGUUACGACACCCAAGGAUCCUACUACGUCCUCCUUCCCGACGGCCGUCUGCAGAAAGUCACCUACACUGUCAACGGCGACUCCGGUUACGUGGCUGAGGUCAGUUACGAGGGAGAGGCCCAGUACCCUGAGUACAAGCCUGCUCCAGCUUACAAACCUGCUCCAGCCUACAAGCCUGCUCCUUCCUACAAGCCCGCUCCUGCAUACAACCCAACCCCUGCCUACGCCUAAUAAGCUUUUUGUACACUCGUAAUUUAUUUUUGUCAAUAAAAAAUUAUGUAAAA
Penaeus monodon (black tiger shrimp) is the source of this 487-nucleotide messenger RNA. Its product is annotated as cuticle protein 7-like. Bases 24 to 434 code for a protein of 136 amino acids. Gene Ontology annotation, cellular component: extracellular matrix. The transcript is spliced from 3 exons. The record is from RefSeq and is a predicted model, not a curated record. NCBI's taxonomy places the organism in Eukaryota, Metazoa, Arthropoda, Malacostraca, Decapoda, Penaeidae.